AUGAUUGCUGCCCGUGUCCUGAAAAAAGAAAUUCGUGAUAGUAGAGCAGGGAGAGCGGCUCCAUAUGGACAGAUCUGUGGCCCUUGGUUCCCAUGGUUUCAAGGCACAAUGAAGCACACUGGCUCUUGGAAACUGUGGACUUGGGUGGCAAUGGUCCUGUUUCCUGUUUCCACUUGUGUGACUGUCAGAGACAAACCAGAAACAACUUGCCCUAUACUGAGAAUGGAGGGAUAUCAAGACAACAGAAACAAACUUGAAGUUUCCGGCUUUGAUCUGGGAGAAAGCUUUGCUCUGAGGCAUGCAUUUUGCGAAGGUGAUAAAACCUGUUUCAAACUGGGAAGUGCACUUCUUCUCAGAGACACUAGCAAGGUAUUUCCCAAAGGCCUUCCUGAGGAGUACUCUGUAGUGGUCACGUUUCGGGUACGAAGAAGCACCAAGAAGGAGCGGUGGUUUUUAUGGCAGAUUUUAAACCAGGAGAAUAUGCCACAGAUUUCUAUAGUGAUUGACGGCACAAAGAAGGUGGUAGAAUUUAUGUUCCGAGGUGCUGAGGGAGAUCUGUUGAACUAUGUUUUUAAAAAUCGAGAACUCCGUCCUCUCUUUGAUCGUCAGUGGCAUAAACUUGGCAUUGGUGUGCAAUCCCGAGUCCUUUCUCUCUACAUGGAUUGUAAUUUAAUUGCAAGUCGGCACACAGAAGAAAAGGACUCUGUGGAUUUUCAUGGAAAGACCAUUAUUGCUGUGCGAGCUUCCGAUGGCAAACCCGUGGAUGGUGAAAAUGGCUUACAUGGUAUUCCAGGCUUACUUGGUCAAAAGGGAGAACAAGGACUUGAAGGCAUCAAAGGAGAAAUUGGUGAAAAGGGUUUGAAAGGUGACUUGGGUCCUCGAGGUCCACCUGGUCCAAAAGGAGAGAAGGGUGAUAUGGGACCUCCUGGGCCACCAGCCUCAACUGGCUCCAUAGGGAUACAAGGCCCCCAAGGUCCACCUGGAAAAGAAGGUCAGAGGGGAAGACGAGGGAAAACAGGACCCCCAGGAAACCCAGGACCUCCAGGACCACCAGGACCUCCUGGAUUACAAGGACUGCAACAGACUUUUGGUGGAUAUUUCAACAAGGGAACUGGUGAGCACGGAGCUGGUGGCCCUAAAGGAGAAAAGGGUGACUCUGGGCUGCCAGGAUUUCCAGGGUCUGUUGGCCCUAAAGGGCAAAAAGGAGAACCUGGGGAGCCUUUAACAAAAGGUGAAAAGGGAGAUAGGGGAGAACCCGGCCUAUUAGGACCACAAGGCAUAAAGGGGGAACCUGGAGAUGCUGGUCCCCCUGGUUUAACAGGAAGCCCAGGGCUCAAGGGUCAGCAAGGACCUGCAGGUCCCAUGGGGCCCAGAGGACCACCAGGAGAUGUUGGAUUGCCAGGAGAACAUGGUAUCCCAGGGAAACAAGGCAUUAAAGGAGAGAAGGGAGAUCCUGGUGGAAGGCUAGGCCCUCCUGGACUUCCAGGUCCAAAAGGUGAUGCUGGACCUCCAGGGAAAAGCCUCCCAGGAAAACCAGGAUUAGAUGGAAAUCCUGGAGCACCUGGUCCACGUGGACCAAAGGGUGAAAGAGGACUGCCAGGUAUCCACGGCUCCCCAGGGGACACAGGCCCACCCGGGGUAGGAAUCCCCGGCAGGACAGGCUCCCAAGGACCAGCAGGAGAGCCAGGUAUUCAGGGUCCUCGAGGUCUACCUGGAUUGCCAGGAAUUCCAGGGACCCCAGGGAAUGAUGGAGCUCCAGGGAGAGAUGGAAAGCCAGGCCUCCCAGGCCCCCCAGGUGACCCGAUCGCACUUCCUCUCUUGGGAGACAUUGGCGCCUUGCUGAAGAACUUCUGUGGCAACUGUCAAGCCAAUGUCCCUGGGCUGAAAAGCAGCAAAGGGGAUGCAGGAAGCACCGGGGAACCUGGGAAAUACGAUUCUGCGGUCAGGAAGGGUGAUGUAGGGCCACGGGGUCCUCCAGGAGUCCCAGGCAGAGAGGGACCAAAGGGAAGCAAAGGAGAGCGAGGAUACCCUGGAGUUCAUGGGGAGAAAGGCGAUGAGGGUCUUCAAGGAAUUCCUGGCCUCUCAGGAGCUCCUGGCCCAACUGGACCUCCUGGCUUAACAGGAAGAACUGGACACCCUGGUCCCACUGGAGCAAAAGGUGACAAGGGCAGCGAGGGACCCCCUGGGAAACCUGGACCUCCUGGACCCCCUGGUGUCCCAGUCAAUGAAGGAAAUGGCAUGAGCAGUUUAUAUAAAAUCCAGGGAGGAGUGAGUGUUCCCAGUUACCCAGGACCCCCGGGCCCCCCUGGCCCAAAAGGUGAUCCUGGCCCAGUGGGAGAGCCUGGUGCAAUGGGCUUGCCAGGACUGGAAGGAUUUCCUGGUGUAAAGGGAGACCGAGGCCCAGCAGGUCCCCCAGGAACAGCCGGCAUGUCGGGGAAACCCGGUGCCCCAGGCCCUCCAGGAGUUCCAGGGGAGCCGGGCGAGAGAGGACCUGUUGGAGAUAGAGGUUUUCCUGGACCAGAGGGACCCUCGGGGAUGCCAGGCAUAAAUGGAAAAGACGGAUUACCAGGUGCUCAGGGCAUCAUGGGUAAACCUGGAGACAGAGGUCCCAAAGGAGAACGCGGUGAUCAGGGGAUUCCAGGAGACAGAGGUCCACAAGGUGAACGUGGAAAACCAGGCCUUAUGGGCAUGAAGGGAGCUAUAGGUCCUGUGGGUCCACCAGGAAGCAAGGGCUCCAUAGGGUCACCUGGCCACCAAGGCCCUCCAGGCUCUCCAGGCAUCCCUGGCACUCCAGCGGAUGCCGUUUCAUUUGAAGAAAUAAAGAAGUACAUUAACCAAGAGGUCCUAAGGAUUUUUGAAGAGAGGAUGGCUGGGUUUCUGUCCCAGCUUAAGCUGCCAGCAGCAAUGUUGUCUGCUCAUGCUCAUGGGAGGCCUGGCCCACCAGGGAAGGAUGGGUUACCCGGACCCCCAGGAGACCCAGGACCCCAAGGCAAGUGUCCUCUUCAGAGAAUCUUAAAGAAACUGAAGACAGAGUCAGGAGAUUCUGCUACAAACAGUCAUUUGGAGCUAACACCUAGUUGUGGGGAGUUUAGAGUGAUUGUAGAUUAG
This is a messenger RNA of Peromyscus eremicus (cactus mouse), 3108 nucleotides long. It is a transcript of the gene Col19a1, whose product is annotated as collagen type XIX alpha 1 chain. The transcript is spliced from 46 exons. Bases 1 to 3108 code for a protein of 1035 amino acids. Lineage: Eukaryota; Metazoa; Chordata; Mammalia; Rodentia; Cricetidae. The record is from RefSeq and is a predicted model, not a curated record.